CCUCUCUGACCUUCCACUCUUUCCUCUUCUCUCUGACCUUCCACUCUUCUGUCUUCUCCUCUCUGACCUUCCACUCUUCUGUCAUCUCUUCUCUGACCUUCCCUCUUCUGUCUUCUCUUCGACCUUCCACUCUUCUGUUUUCUCCUCUGACCUUCCACUCUUUCCUCUUCUCCUCUCCGACCUUACACUCUUUCCUCUUCUCUCUGACCUUCCACUCUUCUGUCUUCUCCUCUCUGACCUUCCACUCUUUCCUCUUCUCUUCUCUGACCUUCCCUCUUCUGUCUUCUCUUCGACCUUCCACUAUUUCCUCUUCUCCUCUCCGACCUUCCACUCUUUCCUCUUCUCUCUGACCUUCCACUCUUCUGUCUUCUCCUCUCUGACCUUCCACUCUUCUUUUCACUUUUAGCUUUUCAUAUUUAUCCCUCUGUUUUCCUGUUAUGUUCUCUCCUCUCUGUCUCUCUGAGCCUGCGUCCUCUCCUCUACUCCCCGUGUCAGGCAGUGAAGCGUAAGGACACAGUAAUGCUUUCUGUGCUUGGAUGGCAUAACAGCACAUCACUGUAGGGAGUGAGAGCAUUAGCACUGUCUGCCUGUCUCUCUUCCUCCCUGCCUCCCUCCCUACCUUCCUUCCUCCCUACCUUCCUUCCUUCCUCCCUGCCUCCCUCCCUUCCUUCCUUCCUUCCUUCCUUCCUUCCUUCCUUCCUUCCUUCCUUCCUUCCUUCCUUCCUUCCUUCCUUCCUUCCUUCCUUCCUUCCUUCCUUCCUACCUCCCUCCCUGCCUUCCUUCCUUCCUUCCUUCCUUCCUUCCUUCCUUCCUUCCUACCUCCCUCCCUCCCUCCCUCCCUUCCUGCCUGUCUGCUUUGCCUGUUUAGCAGCAUCGCUCUGCUCCACUCUGCCUCCUGCUCCUCUUAACACCAGUCACGACUGACUGCCUAUCUCAACUGGGGCUUUUCUGCCUGCCUGCCUGACUGCUUAGAGCCUAGAGCCUAGCCAACAAGUGCAGGAUGAGAGCUGGGGAGUGAGUGAGAGUGAGUGAGAGAGCUGCGUCACAGAUCAGAGAAGACCACAGUGGAAUGAGAGUACAGGUCUCUUUAAAACAGCUGCGUCACAGAUCAGAGAAGACCACAGUGGAAUGAGAGUACAGGUCUCUUUAAAACAGCUGCGUCACAGAUCAGAGAAGACCACAGUGAGGAUCCAUGGGAUGUCAGCCAUUCACAGAGGCAGCAGCCAAGCUUCUGGAGGGAAAGACCUGGAAGGGGAGUGACUCCUCGGCUGAAUCUCGCCCAGGGAUCGGGAGUGAGAGUGUAUCAACAAACCCCGACCAGGCAACCUGCUUCGGGGCGACCCAGAGCCCCACGAAGACCUCCAAUAUUUCUGCUCUCAACCCCCCCACCACCACCCAGGGGAAACAGCAACAAGCUAACAGCAGCACCCUGUACCAGUCCAACCAGACACAACCUUCGAAUAUCAAUGGUCUGUACCAGUCAACCCAGGCACAACAACCUGCUAAUAUCAACAGUGGGUACCAGCCGACCCAGGGGCGGGGGCAGCCACCCAGCAUCAGUGCCCUCAACAGCCUGAACCAUCAGGUUCAACAGAGCCAGCUGUCCCAACCCUCCGCCCCCCCUCCCAACCACAGCUCCUCUCACCGCUCAGGUGUGACCUCACAGCGCGUGAAGCGAAACUCCGUGAGAACUGGCAGACACCUGUCACAACAGGUGAGUCCUCAGGGCGUGAGGAAGAUGAGUAGUGGUGAAGCUCCUCCCACCAUCACCAUGGCUCUGAUCAACCCCCAGUCCUCCUCCGUCUCCUCGGACACCAAACAGUCCUCCACUCAGCAGCUCUCCAUCAGUGUGUGUGCUGCUCUGUACUCCUACAAGCCCUGUCGUUCUGAGGAACUGGAGCUGAGGAAGGGGGAGAUGGUGGGGGUGUAUGGGAAGUUUAAGGAGGGCUGGCUCCGAGGCCUCUCUCUACGGACGGGCAAAGUGGGCAUCCUCCCCGGCAACUACGUCACACCUGUCCUCAGAACCUCUGCCAGGCUCUUGGAGUCCAAGGCAGUGACGGCAGGCCCCGGUACAGUCCCUGGAAGAAGAACCUCCUCGUCCUCCAAGACCCCAGCGGUGGUUCUAGCUCUCCACAGGGUCAACUCCGAUGAAACGACCUAUUCUACGGGACAACGGGUUCCGCUGCAGUCCGCCUCCAUGGCCACGCAGCCUGUGACGUCAUCAGGCGGCGCCACCAGAAAGUCCCGGCACGGGGUGGGCUCGGAGGGAUGGGACACAGUGAGGAGGGUCUUCCAUAGUUCACACAGAGGCUCAUCUCAGCGGGGAAACCAGUACCCCCACACUACCAUCUCUUCCAGCUCAGCCCUUCAAUCCCAGACCCAGACCCACAGUCAGAGCUCAUCCCAGCGCUGUAACCACUACCCCCACACUACCAGCGCCACCUCAGGCCUUCAGCCCCAUUCUCAGUCCCAUUCUCACAGCCAGAACUUUAGCCAUAUCCAGGCCCCUGGCUACUCCCCUGCUCUGCUCAGGAAGAAACAACACAUGAGCAUCCUGCCCAAUCACAACAGAUCUCUGGCCUGGAUGUCUGAGGGACCCCUGCCCUCUAGUGGUGGUUUUAUGAAGGACAGGGACACGGCUGCCAGAGAGACGUUUGAUAGGCAGGUGUUGGAGACAAGGCAAGCAGCAUCGAAUGGUCAGCAGUCCAUCAACUCCAUCCUAGUGAGACCAGACUCCCUCAAGAACAACACAGAGAAGCCCACUAAGUCAGUGCGGUUCGUGACCCAGCCUGAUUCCCCUCCACCACGGCCCAGGACCACCUCCCUGCCCUCGGGUCGCCAGCCCCCCUCCAGUACCCGGCCUGGUCCCCCUCCCCUGGAGGUCUGGGCUCCAUCACUCACACUGGGGCGAGAUGGGCCUGGGAUCAUACUGAAAGAAGGCAAGGCUCCUGUUCUUAGGAAAGGUCUGGAGACAAACCCCUCCGAUGUUCUGACAUCCAAUCAGAAACCUACAUCAUCGGCACCAUCCGUGUCCAGCAGCCCUAGCAGACACAGAGUAGCGGCGUCGUACCAGGCCCAGACGGAGUCAGAGAUGAGCCUGAUGCAGGGUGAGCCUGUCCUGCUCCACAGACAUCGGCCUGACGGACGGGUUCUGCUCACCCAGGAGAGCAGUGGCCACACGGGCCUCUUCCAUAGCAGUGUUCUACAGUUCUUAGACCGGUUCAGUUGACUGCCUGUAGUGCUUAGUUGUUAUUAUUAUAUGUGUGUUUUUCACAUAGAAAUAGAAUGACUAGCAUGGAAAAGCUCCCUAGACCGCGACAAUUUGAUAGUACACUCAAUAUGGCUGCUGGCCCACCCCGGUACAAUUCAUUUGGCCACCCCAUCAUGUAAUGUUGACUUGUAAACCAAUGUCCAUUCUAGCUAUUCUAUUUCUAUGGAUCUCCAUACGUUGACACUGCCAAAUGAGAUGCCCAAACUGUGGAAGUGUGUGUUUUAUCUGUGUGUUGAAAAUAAUAUAUUAUACUGCCAUAUAAUGACUAUAUAUAAAGUAUGUGGACACCCCUUCAAAUGUUGUGGAUUUGGCUGUUUCAGCCACACCUGUUGGUGACAGGUGUUUAAAAUUGAUAACAAAGCCAUUCAAUCUCCAUAGACACAAAUUGGCAGUAGAAUGGCCUUACUGAAGAGCUCAGUGAAUUUAUAUGUGGUACCGUCAUAGGAUACCACCUUUCCAACAAGUCAGUUCGUCAAAUUUCUGCCCUACUCGAGCUGCCCCGGUCAACUGUAAGUGCUGUUAUUAUGAAGUGGAAAUGUCUAGGAGCAACAACGGCUCAGCCUUGAAGUGGUAGGCCACAGAAGCUCACAGAACAGGAUUGCCGAGUGCUGAUGCGCGUCUGUCCUCGGUUACAACACUCACUACCAAGUUACAAACUGCCUCUGGAAGCAACAUCAGCACAACAACUGUUCAUCGGGAGCUUCAUGAAAUGGGUUUGGGAUGAAUUGGAACGCCGACUGCGCGCCAGGCUUGAUCGCCCAACAUCAGUGUCCGACCUCACUAAUGCUCUUGUUACUGAAUGGAAUCAAGUCCCCGCAGCGAUGUUCCAACAUCUAGUGGCAAGUCUUUCCGUAAGUGAAGGCUGUUAUAGCAGCAAAGGGGGGACCAACUCCAUAUUAAUGACUUCCUAGAAGGGUGGAGGCUGUUAUAGCAGCAAAGGGGGGGGGGGGACCAACUCCAUAUUAAUUCCCAUCAUUUUGGAGUGAGGUGUCCACAUACUCUUGGUCAUGUAGUGUAUUUUUUCUUUUUUGAGGUUCUUUGGACCGUUUUAAACUAGAUAACUAUGUGGUUCAGAGAUAUAUUUGUGUAUAUGUUGAUGUGCAGAAGCAUGAGAGUUGCAUAGACCUACUGUAUACAUUUAUUAUUACCAAUCCCAAUUGCACAAACCCACCUCAGACCAAUGUUUUGCUUAAAGAAUUAGUGUUCUCUUCAUUCAAGAGCUAUUACUAUACACUAGUCAGUGCCUUUGCAAAGCCCACAAAGUAUAGAUUUGAAAACAAUAACAGCCCUCUUACCAGAGGCAAAAUGUAUGCAACAGUGAUGACCAUAUAGUGGUAAACAAUGCUUCUGUCAACUACAGCAUGCGUUUGUUACAUUCUCAACCUGAUUUUGCUAAAUAACUGCACACCUAUGUGUCCUGUCCUGCACUUUGAAGACUUCAGAAAACAUGCACAGGUGUCCUCUAACAAAUUCUACUUCUCUGCUCUUUACUCUGUGAGUGCUGAAAAUAAAUCAUGUGUGACACGUUGAAGCUAAAA
Messenger RNA from Oncorhynchus masou masou (cherry salmon), 4809 nucleotides. RefSeq names its product E3 ubiquitin-protein ligase SH3RF1-like. The transcript has 8 exons. The record is from RefSeq and is a predicted model, not a curated record. Gene Ontology annotation, molecular function: protein binding. The coding region runs from base 1193 to 3229 and encodes 678 amino acids. Lineage: Eukaryota; Metazoa; Chordata; Actinopteri; Salmoniformes; Salmonidae. Gene Ontology annotation, biological process: regulation of actin filament polymerization.